AUGCGAGUUGCCGGCUCGCAUCUUUCAGCACCUGAACCGCCCCAGCGAUCCCGUGGCCUGUCUGCUCGUCUGCCGCCGCUUGUCGCAAGGCCGUCACCGGCUGGACCGCGUUCGAGCGCAUGCCACCGCGACUUCAGGCUGACUCUACCCGGGAGAGCCUCCGGCGGCAGAGAACAGCCAAGCCGCGGGACUGUAUCGUCGAUGAUGUGCAGUACCCAAAACAUAAACAUCUAUGCGGCGGACCUGGUCCGCCUCGUGGAGCAGAUGACUCCUCGGGUUCUGCUGCACAUGAGCAUCCUCCACGAGAUCGUCGACGAUAUGGUCAGGGAGUUUUCUGGCGAGGCGUGGUCCCUGAUCGUGUACGGAAAGAAGGCUCCUCGUUUGAACCUUCGCAUCUCGUUGGAUGAGGACCUGCGGUUUUCGCGUGUCUUUUAUCGACAAACAUAUUUGGCUUGGAUUCAUUCUCGGGAAACAGAGGUUGUUUAUGCCGCAAACUUGACAAAAAAGAGAUUGGAGCCUUGGGAAUGGGAGCAAUAG
Molecule: messenger RNA, 537 nt
Organism: Pyricularia grisea
Lineage: Eukaryota; Fungi; Ascomycota; Sordariomycetes; Magnaporthales; Pyriculariaceae
Exons: 2
Coding region: 1-537 (178 amino acids)
Source: RefSeq, a predicted model, not a curated record